AUGGACGAGUCGGCGCAAGUCUGGUCGCUCACAUUCAGCCAGCUUGGCCCAGCGGGCGCCGCUGGGCAACUGCAGCGGUGCGGCGAACUGAGCGGCGACGCCGCCUCCGUCGCAUUCCUUGAUCUGGUCGACACCUGCAGCGAGGGCGAGAGCCUCAGGGUGUACUUUGACGCCGAAACAGAGUGCGAGGCUGAUGGCGCUGCCCUGGAGCCUAUGGGCUCCGCUUUGACUGUCAUCGACCUCCCACUCGGCGGCGGCGCCACGGGCACCGAUGCGGUGGCCCGCGCAUGGGCGGCAGCGCAGUGCGCGUGGUACCCUGACGCAGCCUACGUCCGCUGCGGCCGGCCGGGGCACUACCAGGUUCGAUGCGCGCGAAUCUCUGCGCGCGCGCUCGCCGCCGCCGCGGGCGUCGCCGGCUGCCUCGUGUGGGGCGAGCCCAAGACCGCGCUCAUCCUCUCCGCGCUCCUCGCCGGCCCGGGGCCCCGCGGCGGCGCCGCGGCGCUCGCAUUCUGCUACGGCCGCCACCCCGUCGACGCAGGCCUGCUGGGGCGCGGCGCAGGGCGCGCGGCCCAGGUCCUGCUCGAGGUCUCUGCGCCCGUGGAUGACCUGUGGUGCCGCCUGCCAGGCUCCGAAUUCCAAGUCGUCAAGGGCGGCAUCGCGCAGCACCACCAGCGGCGGCUCGCAGCACUGCGCGACGCGGCCGCGGCGGCGUCCGCGGCCGCGGCUGCGGCGCUGGCGUCCGGCUUGGGCGGCCGCCGCGGCAGCGGGGGCGGGCUCGCGUGGGCGGGCGCGGAGGCAGCGGCGGUCGGGGAGCAGCAGGAGCAGGCGGCCUCGCUGGGGCCAGAGGACGCUGGCUCGCCCUUCUCCCUCGGCCUCGCUGUCGCGAGCCUGUCCCUCUGGCGCGGCGGCUCCUGCGAUUCCUGGGGCGGCGGCGGCGGCUGCGCCGCGUCCGCGCCCGCGCCGGCGUCGAGCGUCUGCCCGAGCGAGGCGUCCGCCGCGCCCGCCUCAUCUCUGACCCCCAGCACGCCGGCGUCGAGCACGCCCACCUACAAGCACGCAGCCGCCGCCGCCUCUGCCGCGCUCGGCGGCAAGCCGAGGCGCGAGUCAGACUCGAGCGGCUUCAGCGCGUUUGCCGGCAGCGCCAGGACGGCGUCAGAUGCAGAGGCCUCCCCAUUCGCGGCGCUGUGCGACGCGGCGGCGGCGGUCGACGAGUUUUGGGACGAGGCGGAGAUGGUGAUACUGCCAUGCAGGCCGGGGUUCUGA
Messenger RNA from Monoraphidium neglectum, 1263 nucleotides. RefSeq lists its product as hypothetical. The transcript has 3 exons. The record is from RefSeq and is a predicted model, not a curated record. Lineage: Eukaryota; Viridiplantae; Chlorophyta; Chlorophyceae; Sphaeropleales; Selenastraceae. Bases 1 to 1263 code for a protein of 420 amino acids.